AUGGAACCGUUGACGACUAUAGACUUUAAUCAACACGUCAUUGUGCGGUUGCCGUCCAAAAACUACAAGAUAGUGGAACUGAAGCCCAAUACUUCUAUAUCAUUGGGGAAAUUUGGUGCCUUCGAAGUAAACGACAUUAUCGGAUAUCCAUUUGGUUUAACAUUUGAAAUAUUCUAUGACAAUGAAGAUUCUACUGCCGUUGAGAAAACAGAUUCCAAGUCAAAAAACAAAAUUCCAAUCGGGAAGGUAAGGUUACUGUCACAAGAGGUUGAGGAUGAAAGCAAUGAUAAAGAUGACAGUCAUAGUGAACCGCCAUUGUCUACUAAGGAGAAAUCAGUCUCUGUUGAAUUAUCUAACAUUAACAGUAGUGCCACCAAUCAGAAUUUGGUUAACAUGGGUAGUAAGGCUCAAGAGUUAACCAUCGGAGAAAUCGAACAAAUGAAACAAGAAUCUUUAUCUAGUAAAGAAAUCAUUGACAAGAUUAUCAAGUCUCACAAAAGCUUCCAUAACAAGACCGUAUAUUCUCAAGAAAAAUAUCUUAACAGAAAGAAGCAAAAAUUCGCAAAAUAUUUCACGGUUGAGUAUUUGAGUAGUUCUAACCUUCUACAGUUCUUAAUUGAUAAAGGCGAUAUACAGAGAAUAUUGGAUAUGUCUCAAGAAUCAAUGGGAAUGUUAUUAAACCUCGGAAACAUUCAACCAAACGGAAACUAUCUGUGUAUGGAUGAAACUGGCGGCUUAUUAGUUUAUUUCUUGAUGGAAAGAAUGUUUGGUGGCGAUAAUGAAAGUAAAUCUAAAGGUAAAAUUGUUGUCAUUCAUGAAAACGAACACGCCAACCUGGAUCUACUGAAGUUUGCUAAUUAUUCUGAGAAAUUCAUCAAGGAACAUGUGCAUACCAUUUCGUUAUUAGAUUUUUUUGAACCACCCACGCUGGAGGAAAUUCAGGAGAGAUUCACACCAUUGCCUAAAGAAGAAGCACGUGCAUUGAAAGGUGGUAAGAAGAAUUCAUACUAUCGUAGACUAAGGUGGUAUAACACACAAUUACAAGUCAUGGAUUUAACAGGAAAGUUUUUAUACGAUGGUCUUGUAGUGGCAACUACAUUACAUUUACCAACAGUGGUACCGAAGUUAGCCGAGAAGGUUCAUGGUUCAAGGCCUAUUGUAUGUUAUGGCCAAUUCAAAGAGACCUUGUUGGAACUGGCUCAUACUUUAUACUCUGAUUUGAGGUUUUUAGCGCCAUCCAUUUUGGAGGUCAGAUGUAGACCAUACCAAAGCAUAAGAGGAAAGUUACAUCCCUUAAUGACCAUGAAAGGUGGUGGUGGAUACCUUAUGUGGUGUCACAAGGUUAUACCUGCCCCUGAACCGAUCUCAGAAGCUACGGUGGAAGUCGAGUCUACCAGUGCUGCUAUUGGAGAACACGAUGCUAAAAAGCAAAAAGUAUAG
Molecule: messenger RNA, 1440 nt
Organism: Saccharomyces eubayanus
Lineage: Eukaryota; Fungi; Ascomycota; Saccharomycetes; Saccharomycetales; Saccharomycetaceae
Gene: GCD10
Product: tRNA 1-methyladenosine methyltransferase subunit GCD10
Exons: 1
Coding region: 1-1440 (479 amino acids)
Biological process (GO): tRNA methylation
Cellular component (GO): tRNA (m1A) methyltransferase complex; nucleus
Source: RefSeq, a predicted model, not a curated record